Molecule: messenger RNA, 1008 nt
Organism: Paramecium sonneborni
Lineage: Eukaryota; Ciliophora; Oligohymenophorea; Peniculida; Parameciidae
Source: the annotation of a GenBank genome assembly
AUGGAAGAUAAGCAAGCGGCUAUGAUAAUUUUUCUAAUUUUAGUUGUGAUGUUGGCAUUGAUAGUCAGUGUGAAAUUAUUCAAUUUUUUCAGAGAUUUUGAUAAUCAAACUCAAUUAGAAUAGAAUUCUUUCAGAAAUUUAAUUUUGAAUAUAUUAGAAAAGACAAUACUACUAUCUUAAUUUCCAUAUGAAAAGAUGAAGAUUGCUUUUGAUGAAAUAUCAUAUCAGAUUAAUUCUUAAUAUGUUGGGUAUAGGUUUUAGUUCGAUUAUAAAGGAAAUUGGAAAUUUUGUAAAUAUAAAUAAGAGAAGGAUUAAAUUACUAUUUUUGAAAACAAUAGUAACAAAGAAUACAAAAAAUAAGGACUGGAUUAAUAGUUUGAGUUCUUCUCUAACAUAGAAAUUGUAAAUGAUAAAAAUUACUUUUAUAAUUAACCAAUAUCUCAAUAAUAAAUAAAUAAUGGAGAUAUUAGUGUUUUAAAUAUCUAUAUACUACAUUUGAAUCAAAAUAAUUUAAAAGCCUAUUUAAGUAACAAUAGUCUUGAAAAAAUUUCCAUAUUAUUUUUACCUUCAUUUAUUUUAGAUGAUUGGAGAAAGUAACCAACAACAAUCGAAGAAAGAUUCUAAAAAUUCUUAUUUUAUUUUGAACCCAUUCAAUAUAGAGUAGAUAUUUUAUAUAAAAGACUAUUUUUUAUUUGGUAAAAUCAAAAAGAUACACAUAUUAUUUUAGUAGAAAUCAAUUUUGAUUAGAAUUCCAUUAUUAUACAUAAUACUUUCAAAGAUAAUUAAAAUUAAAAUUAUUUAGAGCUGUGCAGAUAAUUAAAUUUUUUAAAAAUUUCAUCUGAAAUUUACCCUUCCAUAUGUCCUCUUUGUAGAGGAAAAAAAUUAAAAUCUGAAACAUAUGAAGCAUGCUUUUUAGCUUAUACUUACAAUUAGAGAAAUUUGGAAAAUUCAUUUGAAAAAUAAUCAGAUCUUUAAUAAUAUAUCAAAGAUAAAUUACUCAAAUUAUGA